This is a messenger RNA of Scomber scombrus (Atlantic mackerel), 1441 nucleotides long. It is a transcript of the gene trmt10a, whose product is annotated as tRNA methyltransferase 10A. The transcript is spliced from 7 exons. Gene Ontology annotation, biological process: tRNA N1-guanine methylation. The record is from RefSeq and is a predicted model, not a curated record. Gene Ontology annotation, cellular component: cytosol; nucleus; nucleoplasm. NCBI's taxonomy places the organism in Eukaryota, Metazoa, Chordata, Actinopteri, Scombriformes, Scombridae. Gene Ontology annotation, molecular function: tRNA binding. The coding region runs from base 142 to 1080 and encodes 312 amino acids.
CUUUAUUACUGCCUAGUUGUCGUGACAUUAAAAGUAACGAUAUUUCAUUGACCAUUAAAUGCAACGAGUGAGUUUCCCGCCAAGCUUCGUCAACCAGCUAACAUCAGAAACGUUAUCAGGCAGCUAACUCUCAGCUAACUGAUGGCUGAUGACAGUGUGAGAAGUGAGGCUUCGUCCCAGCUGGACAGUGAAAACACAGAAAAUAAGACUGUGAGCAGUAAUGGAGAAGCUGCAGCAGAAAACCAGACUCUGUCCAAAAGGCAGAGGAAGAAGCUCCUGAAGCAGCAGAAAUGGGAAGAAGAGAGGGAGCUACGAAAGCAUAGACGAAAGGAGAAGAAGCAGCAGCGUCGCCUGGAGAGGCAGAAUCAUCAUGAAGAGGAGGGAGGAGGAGAAGCCCACAGUGCCAGGAAGCGUCUACGCAGAGAGGUGACGCCCAGCUCACUCAGGCUGGUGGUGGACUGCGGCUUUGAUGAUCUCAUGCUGGUCAAGGAUGUCUGCAAGCUUCACAAACAGAUCCAGAGGUGCUACGCUGAGAACAGACGAGCCUUACAUCCAGUCCAGUUUCAUCUAACAAGCCUUGGAGGACAGCUGAAACAGAGUAUGGAUGCAAAAGACAAAGGAUGGGUAAACUGGAAGGAUAUUACCAUCUCAACAGAACACUACAGUGAAGUUGUGGCUAAGGAAGAGCUGGUGUACCUGACGUCUGACUCUCCCAACGUGCUGGAAGAGCUGGACCCAAAAAAGGCCUAUGUGAUCGGAGGCCUGGUGGACCACAACCACCAUAAGGGGAUCACCUUUGACAAAGCGAAGGAGCUGGGGAUCGAUCAUGCUCAGCUUCCUCUGAGCAGCUUCGUCAAGAUGAACAGUCGGAAGGUUCUGGCAGUCAACCAUGUGUUUGAGAUCAUCUUGGCGUAUCUGGAGAAGGGCAGCUGGCAGGAGGCCUUCUUCACCGUCCUGCCUCAGAGGAAAGGAGCGGUGGCUGUCAGUAAGGACGGAACAGCUGCUCAGGAAAAAGACGAUGAGGAUUCGGACUCAGACUCUGACCCUGACACACAAGACCAAACUGAGAAAAGUGCUUAAAACAACUCAUAAGUUUGGACAUCUGAUGCUAUAGGAACAAAGACUACGUUUGGAUUUAUUGAUGCUAGGGCUGUUCGAAAGAGUGAUGUUCCUGUUUCUUGAUCAUAUUUUUUUGUUACUCAACAUAUUUAUUGAAAGUUUUUAAUUUACGCCUAUUUUAAUGGCUCAGAACUUAGUUGGACUGCUGAUUUAAAUGGAACAUUUUUAAUUUGCUACACUUUUAGCUAUAAAUAUUCAGUUGAUAUACAUUCAAGAACAUAAUUCUAAGUUUUUUUUUUGUUCAGAUCUGAAAGAUAAAGCUCAUAUCUGUGUCAAAUUAAUGUUUCAAACAGCAUAAAGACUAUACAUGACCAUGAAUGUC